UCACAUCUCAUGAUACGUAGGUCUUGACUGCAAUAGGGAAUUUCUGCAUUUGCUCAAUUGCUGUGGGAAUGAUAAUAGAGAUUAUUGUUAUGUACCCAAUCCAAGACCGGCAAUAUCGUCCUGGAAUUGACAAUCUUCUUGUGCUUCUUAUUGGUGGAAUUCCAAUUGCUAUGCCAACAGUUCUGUCUGUCACAAUGGCUAUUGGUUCUCAUAGGUUAUCUCAGCAGGGAGCUAUCACAAAGAGAAUGACUGCAAUUGAAGAGAUGGCAGGCAUGGAUGUGCUUUGCAGUGACAAGACUGGAACAUUGACGCUGAAUAAACUAACUGUUGACAAGAAUCUUAUUGAGGUUUUUGCUAAAGGAGUAGAUGCAGAUACAGUUGUUCUAAUGGCAGCGCGGGCCUCUAGGACUGAGAACCAAGAUGCAAUAGAUACUGCUAUAGUUGGGAUGCUGGCUGAUCCAAAAGAGGCUCGUGCUGGCAUUCAGGAGAUACACUUCCUUCCUUUUAACCCAACUGAUAAGCGCACAGCUUUAACUUACCUUGACCGUGAAGGUAGAAUGCAUAGAGUUAGCAAAGGGGCACCAGAGCAGAUUCUACAUCUUGCUCACAACAAGUCAGACAUUGAGCGAAGAGUUCACGCUGUUAUUGAUAAGUUUGCAGAGCGAGGCCUGCGAUCUCUUGCCGUGGCCUACCAGGAAGUUCCGGAUGGAAGAAAAGAAAGUCCUGGAGGCCCAUGGCAAUUUAUUGGUCUGAUGCCUCUCUUUGAUCCACCUAGGCAUGAUAGUGCAGAGACCAUAAGGAGGGCUUUGAAUCUUGGAGUAAAUGUUAAAAUGAUUACAGGAGAUCAACUGGCAAUUGGGAAGGAAACUGGACGACGUUUGGGAAUGGGAACAAACAUGUAUCCUUCAUCUGCUUUGCUAGGACAGGACAAAGAUGAGUCUAUUGCCGCUUUACCAAUUGAUGAAUUGAUAGAAAAAGCUGAUGGCUUUGCUGGUGUUUUCCCUGAACACAAAUAUGAGAUAGUAAAGCGUUUGCAAGCUAGGAAACAUAUUUGUGGUAUGACUGGUGAUGGAGUCAAUGAUGCUCCUGCUCUUAAGAAGGCUGACAUUGGCAUAGCUGUUGCGGAUGCUACUGAUGCAGCUCGUAGUGCUUCUGAUAUUGUCCUUACUGAACCUGGCCUUAGUGUCAUCAUCAGUGCUGUUUUGACCAGUCGAGCUAUCUUCCAGCGUAUGAAAAAUUACACAAUAUAUGCAGUUUCCAUUACAAUCCGUAUUGUGCUUGGCUUCAUGCUUCUGGCACUCAUAUGGAAGUUUGACUUUCCUCCAUUUAUGGUGCUUAUUAUUGCUAUCCUCAAUGAUGGUACGAUUAUGACGAUAUCAAAGGAUAGGGUGAAACCAUCACCUCUGCCGGACAGCUGGAAGCUAGCUGAGAUUUUUACAACUGGCGUUGUUCUUGGUAGUUACUUGGCAGUUAUGACUGUUAUUUUCUUUUGGGCAGCAUACAAAACUGACUUCUUUCCGCGAACAUUUGGGGUGUCAACUCUUGAGAAAACGGCUACUAAUGAUUUCCGAAAGCUUGCCUCAGCUGUGUAUCUGCAAGUGAGCAUCAUCAGUCAGGCCCUUAUAUUUGUAACACGAUCCCGAAGUUGGUCUUUUGUUGAGCGACCUGGUUUAUUGCUUGUAGUAGCUUUUGUGAUUGCUCAGCUGAUUGCUACUCUGAUUGCCGUCUAUGCAAAUUGGAGCUUUGCUGCAAUUGAAGGGAUUGGAUGGGGUUGGGCUGGUGUGAUCUGGCUUUAUAAUAUCAUCUUCUACAUCCCACUUGAUCCAAUUAAUUUCAUGAUUCGCUAUGCUCUGAGUGGGAGGGCUUGGGAUCUUGUUAUUGAGCAGAGGAUCGCCUUUACAAGGCAAAAGGAUUUUGGUAAGGAACAACGUGAGCUUCAAUGGGCACAUGCACAAAGAACAUUGCAUGGGUUGCAAGCACCUGAUACCAAAAUGUUCACUGAGCGAACCCAUUUCAAUGAACUCAAUCAGAUGGCCGAAGAAGCCAAAAGGAGAGCUGAAAUUGCCAGAUUGAGGGAACUUCAUACACUGAAAGGUCAUGUAGAAUCAGUGGUGAGAUUGAAGGGACUUGACAUAGACACUAUUCAGCAAGCUUACACAGUCUAAAAGAGAUCAUCUAUUGAUCUACUCAUUUGUUAAGAGACGUUUAACGGUGCUGAGAUUAAAGACAUGCAAUCCGCAUGUUGUGAGUUAUUCGUCAAACAGUGUUAGUUUCUGCUUCUAUAGUUUCCAUUUGAGCACUUUAGAGUGCCGCGGUAAGCUUUUUUUUGUUUGUUUUCCUCUCUGCUCUUUAAAAUUACUCAUCAGAACGUUGUGGCAUUUAAUGUUUAUAUUAGUAAAAGAUUUAAGGUCAGUUCCCUUAUUCCGCUGUACUAUGGAAAAACUUUCUGUUUUUAGAUAAUUACUUCUGUUGUUGAUAGUGGGCAAUAAGAGCUCAGAAACUUGAAAUAUAUUGGAUUCCGCACUUCUUGCUU
Molecule: messenger RNA, 2533 nt
Organism: Pistacia vera
Lineage: Eukaryota; Viridiplantae; Streptophyta; Magnoliopsida; Sapindales; Anacardiaceae
Product: plasma membrane ATPase 2
Exons: 15
Coding region: 69-2165 (698 amino acids)
Biological process (GO): regulation of intracellular pH; proton export across plasma membrane
Cellular component (GO): plasma membrane
Molecular function (GO): ATP binding; ATP hydrolysis activity; P-type proton-exporting transporter activity
Source: RefSeq, a predicted model, not a curated record